This is a messenger RNA of Fragaria vesca subsp. vesca, 1226 nucleotides long. Its product is annotated as germin-like protein subfamily T member 2-like. The transcript has a single exon. The record is from RefSeq and is a predicted model, not a curated record. NCBI's taxonomy places the organism in Eukaryota, Viridiplantae, Streptophyta, Magnoliopsida, Rosales, Rosaceae. Gene Ontology annotation, cellular component: cell wall. The coding region runs from base 243 to 914 and encodes 223 amino acids. Gene Ontology annotation, molecular function: manganese ion binding.
UGAUUUUUGACCAUUGUGAAGCAUUACUGCAUCAGUAUAUUGUAUGGUUGUUGAAGUCUUCCUAUCUUGAUUGCUGAUGCUACUCUGUUGAAUUCCUCUUUCUUGCUGUGAUAGGUUACUUGUGUAGUUUCUAGUAGUUGUCUUGAAUCCAAUAAAUUUCACCUCAGGAUGGGAGGAGUAUAUAGAACCAGAGUCUAAGCUCUGAAGAUACUUAGUUUUGAAAGCAAAGGUCUGUUGAAGCCAUGUUGACCUCAUCAGGCCUAAGCUUCCACCAGCUAUUCUGCCUCACACUUUCUGUACUGCUUCUUCUCCUGCCCUCCCAUUCUGCAGACCCUGAUCCAUUACAAGACUUCUGUGUCGCAGAUGUGAAUUCCUCCCUAUCAGUUAAUGGCUUUCCUUGCAAACCCACAUCACAGAUUACAUCAGAUGACUUUUUCUUUGAUGGGCUGAGCAAAGAAGGGAACACAACCAAUCUGAAUAAGGCGACUGUAACAGCUGGGAAUGUCCUUGCAUUUCCUGGGCUCAACACCCUUGGGAUAUCGAUGAACAGAGUCGACUUUGCUCCAGGUGGAAUCAAUCCGCCGCACUGGCACCCUCGUGCAAGUGAGUCUGGGGUGGUCAUUGAAGGAAAGCUACUUGUGGGGUUUGUGACAACUAAAAACGUGUAUUACUCCAAGGUCUUGAGUGCUGGGCAGAUGUUUGUGGUUCCGAGGGGACUUGUUCACUUUCAGCUAAACGUUGGCGAAGGGAAGGCCCUUGCCUUCACAGCUUUCAAUAGUCACUUGCCAGGCUCUGCUGUACUUUCUUUUAAUAUGUUUGCUUCGACACCUUCCAUCCCUGAUGCAGUGUUAACUAAGGCUUUUCAAGUAGAUGAUGAUGUUAUCAGCAGCAUUCGAUCCAAGUUCGGCGUCUAGGAUGCCAACUUUCAUUCUUCAGUUUUGCUUGAAUACUCUGUUGUUAAAUUGGGCUUUGUCUCUCUUCCUCUUUGUCCGUCCCUCAGUGUUAGUCUUUCUGUAGACGUAUUGGUCUGCAAUAUUAAAACUCUUCUCUGAGAAUUCUCAUGAAGUAACUUUAAUUACUUUAUUAUUGUUGUAUUUCUCAUAUGAAAUGUUCAAAUAAGGUUUUGAGUUUUAAAAGCUCAGCUGAAGAAGCUCAUUUGUCCAAUUUCAUUAUCCCCAACUCGUUAAAAUUGUUGCCAUCUAAAAAAAGAACAGAGGAUUCACUUU